Micropterus dolomieu (smallmouth bass) is the source of this 6583-nucleotide messenger RNA. It is a transcript of the gene arap2, whose product is annotated as ArfGAP with RhoGAP domain, ankyrin repeat and PH domain 2. Bases 454 to 5388 code for a protein of 1644 amino acids. NCBI's taxonomy places the organism in Eukaryota, Metazoa, Chordata, Actinopteri, Centrarchiformes, Centrarchidae. The record is from RefSeq and is a predicted model, not a curated record. The transcript is spliced from 33 exons. Gene Ontology annotation, biological process: signal transduction. Gene Ontology annotation, molecular function: protein binding; GTPase activator activity.
GCUCAUCACAUGCAAGCACACUUUUUACUCUACAAACAGCCUUACUUCAGACUCACUUCUGCAGGAACAACAUGGGAGCCCUGACAACUUGCAACAUGGCCCAACACAACGUUAAGUGAGGUAUUGCGGUGUAUGUAUUUCUAGGUGCACAAAUGAUGGUGAGGACUGUACUUCUGCGGCUGGCCUUGCGCUGCUAAUAUGGGCGUGGAGCUGCUGUCAGCGCCUGAACACACAGCGGACGGAAACAGACGAGUGUCUAAAAGCACGCGCGCAGGACUCGCGACAGUCGGGGAGACUCUGAGCGGAGUUAAUUUAUAGAAACAGGACUCAGCGAGAGUGUUUGCGGUGGAUGCUUGAGGUUUCCCCACGCGUUUAGCCCGCAGGCUCUUUAAAGCUGAACUACUAUAUCUUCUGAAGUUCUUCCUGAUGUGGCAGAGGUGAGAAUUGAGCAUCAUGUUGGAGCCUCCAGAGCCAACCCAGGAGAUCGUGGAGUGGUUGUCCACCCUCCGCCUGUCCCAGUAUACCCUGUGUUUCCGACAAGGAGGCUAUCAAGUUCUGGAAGACUGCAAGGAUCUCACAGAUGAGCGGCUUCUUGAGCUUCAAGUGUUUCCAACAGGCCAUCGUAGGCGCAUCCUCCGGAGUUUGGAAGCGCUUGGGGUGAAGCAGCAGAGUGGUGGAGAGGAAGAUUAUGAGGAAGAGGGAGGGAUAGAGAACGGGAGGCGCCAAAGGACGCCAGUGCCUCAUCCGAGACAUAUCUUUCUGAAAGAUAAAAAGAGGGGGACUUCAUGUAAUCACAGUCAGCCAAAGGAGAAGAGGGAGUAUGAUUUGGUGGGGAGCCAGACUUUGCCUCCAGGAGCAGGACUGGGGAGAGACAUUGAGGAUGUAACAGAGAAUAGAUACCUCCGCCCGCCUCAACCAGCCCCACGCAAUCCCAAGAACAUCCAGUCAUCCAUGUCUGAACUAACCUGCAUCCCUGCCCCCGUGUCCUCCUGCUGCAGCAGCAGCAGCAGCAGCAGCACUGAGUCUCUCUCCCCUUCUGAAAUGCCCUCAGACUGGGAGAUUACCACAGAGGAAGUCCCCCAUUCAGCGCUUACUGAAGACCAUGGGGGGUUUUGUGGUGAAAUGGUGGAAAACUCCAUCUAUGAAACACAGCCCAACUUGAAAGUUUCUGCAGGACCACGGUUCACUCGCUCCUACCGGCUGAGGCACCGUCCUGUCCCUGAAAUCCCGAUUCUGCCCGUGUUGCCACUUCAUGACAGGAGCACACCACCACCGCAAACAACCAGCCCUGAACACCUAACCGGCUCCGAGGGUCCCGCCGGUGCAAACAGCAUACAGAAAGCUUCACUUCAAAGAACCUUGAUGCCCAUUGCUCCCUACGGAGAAACGUUCCUGUACAACAGCCCUGAAAACACGCCGGACCAUGGCGCCAAAGAAGGGUUACAGAAGGGUUUUAAGGACAAGCUAAUCCCGACGAAACAGAGAAAAAUGACGCCCAAACAGAAAGAGUCCACGGAAAAAGGGUCUCCUCCAGCUAUCCCAGACCGCUUCAAAGACGAAUACUCAACAGUGGAGGAGUGUGUUGGUAUUUUGCCGCAAGCCGGUUUGGACCCAAGUUUUGCAGUGACCCCUGAGGCUGCCUCUGGCCCUAAGGAUGGGUCUUUAAUCAUGGUGGAGUGUGACCUCUACUCGGAGCCUGCAGACACUCUGGGGGGGGCAACCAGAAACGCACAACCUGAUAUUUCUCCGUACGCAUGCUUCUAUGGAGUCCCCAAACUCCAGACGCUCAAAGUGGGCUGGCUGGACAAACUGUCACCUCAAGGAAAUUGUGUUUUUCAAAGGAGGUGGGUGAGAUUUGACGGUGAGAGUCUGGCCUACUACAACAAUGACAAGGAGAUGUACUCCAAAGGUAUGAUCCUGGCCAGUGCUGUCAGACAGGUGCGAGGACUGGGUGACAACAGGUUUGAGGUAGUCACCUCCCUUCGGACCUUCAUAUUCCGGGCAGAAAGAGAAGGGGAGCGUCAGGAGUGGAUGGAAACUCUUCAGACGGCCACGCGCCCCCCCGCCUGCGGCUCCCAGAAACGCUCCGACAUCCUCCCCUCCUCCACAAACAAGCGAGGCUUGCUGGAGCUCCGCGGUUACAAAGGCAGAGUGCUGGUGUCCCUGGUGGGGAGUAAAGUCAGACUCUGCAAAACAGAACAGGACUAUAGAGCGGGUCUGGCUAUUGCUGAAGUGGAACUGACUGCUGCCAAUAUUAGAGACAUGGACCGCCGGGGCUUUGAAAUAAACACACCCUUCAAGAACUUCUGCUUCACGGCCGAGUCAGAACGGGAGAAGGAAGAGUGGAUUGAAGCAGUCCAAGAAUCGAUCGCUGAGACACUCUCUGACUAUGAAGUGGCAGAGAAGAUCUGGUUCAACAAGGCCAACAGGAGCUGUGCCGACUGCCGUGCCCCACAGCCGGAGUGGGCGUCUGUGAAUCUGGGCGUGGUCGUCUGUAAGAAGUGUGCAGGGCAGCACCGUUCUCUUGGCCCAAGCAUUUCAAAAGUGCGGAGCUUGAAGUUGGACAGCAGUAUCUGGAGCAAUGCGCUAGUGGAGCUCUUCUUGGAGGUGGGGAACAAGAAUGCCAACAGUUUUUGGGCUGCUAAUCUUCCCUUGGAGGAAGAGCUCUACAGUGGGGCUUCAGCAGAGCAGCGUGCCACUUUCAUCCGCAGGAAGUACAGGGAAAGGAAGUACCGGAGGAUCCUGGAGGGCUUUCAUAACCGGGAGCAGCUCAACCAGGCACUGUGUGCAGCUGUGGUGUUGCCUGACUUGCUGCAGACUAUGGCGCUGGUGUUCAGUGGGGCAGAUGUUAUGUGCGCCACCAGGGAUCCAACCUUCUCCACCCCGUAUCUCUUGGCCCAACGUGCUGGACAAAGGCUACAAAUGGAGUUCCUGCACCAGAACAAACUUUCCGAUUUCCCCAGAAUCGAGCAGUGUUCGGAGAACACCUCCCUGUCUGAUGCUUCCCUCUUCAUGGAUGGCUUCCUCUACAUCUCCUCUGGCCCAGCCAAGACGACGCUGGACCGCCGUGGAAGAGAUGACAUGGCACGCCGUUGGUGCACGUUGGAGGGCGGCUUCCUAAGUUACUAUGAGAGCGAGCGAAGCCCGUCGGCCAUCGGCAGGGUGGAUGUCACCGAGGUGGUUAGCCUGGCUGUCAGCACUAGAGAGACAAUGACUGGAGCUGGGGCUGUGUUUUCUGUAGAGCUGUACCUGCAGACAGAGCGAGUACUGAUUGUCGGAGCUGAAACACAGGAAACACAGCAUGACUGGAUCCAGGCGCUAACAAAGUGCUUCGUCCCGUCUAAAGUCGAGGGAUUGGUGCAGAAAGACAGUGAGCUGAUUGGCAGACUGCAUUACAAAGAAGGCCAUGACCUGUACCACUGGAGGAUGGGCUGGUUUAUGCUGGAAGGCUCUGCCCUGCACUUUAGCUCAGGAGAGGAGGGUGAAGAGGAGGAAGUGCUUCAACUCAAACAGUUACAGGAGCUCACUGUCUCCACACAUACGGAGGGUGAGGACAAGAUCCAAGUCCUGCUGAUGGUGGAGGGCAGAAGAACAGUUUACAUCCAUGGCUUCAACAAGAUGGACUUUGCACUGUGGCACUCCUCCAUCACGUUGGCUGCUGGCACAGAUGGCAAGGCGCUCAGCGACCAACAGCUGACUAAAAAUGGUGUCCCUAUUAUUGUCGACAGUUGCAUCGCUUUUGUCACUCAGUAUGGUUUGUGCCAGGAGGGGGUCUACCAGAGGCCGGGCGACCCUGGUCGAGUGGCCCACCUCCUGGAUGAUUUCACCCGGGAUGCCCGUAAUGUGAAGCUGAGGGAGAAGGAGCACCAUCUGGGGGAUGUGACGGACACCCUGAAAAGAUUCUUAUCCCAAGCAGAGGAUGCACUGUUGACCAAGGAGCUCUAUCCAUACUGGGUGUCAGUUUUGGAUGAGAGGGACGAGAGGCAGAGAGUAAAGAAGUACUCCACUUUCAUUGAGAGUUUGCCAAAGAUAAACAGGUCAACUCUUGAUGCUCUGCUUCAACAUCUGUACAGGAUUCAGCAGUGCUCCCACCUCAACCACAUGCCGAGUGAAAAACUGGCCUCUGUCUUCUCCUCCUGCUUGUUCCAGACUCGGGGACAAAACCCACAGGAAGCUAGCGUUGUCAACGACCUCAUCAGCAACUACAUUACACUCUUCAGUGUCAGCGAAGACCGGCUGCAACAGAUGGAGAGAGAGAAUAGUUUCAUCACACGCUGGAACGACAAGAAGGACGCCACAUUCUCUCCAGCUGGGGAUUUGAUCUUCGAAGUGUACCUGAUAAAGAGACAACCAGAGAACUGCUGUUUAAUAAAGGUCUCUCCCAGUAUGCGGCCCACGGAACUUGCAGAAACUGCGCUGAGCAUGAGGAACAUCGCUUUUAACGCUGAUGACUUCUGGACCACCUUUGAAGUCAUUGAGAAUGGAGAGUUAGAGCGACCGUUGCACCACAGCGAAAAAAUUCUUGAGCAGGUGCUGGAAUGGAGUACCUUGGACUGUCCCAGCUCUGCUUUUCUUGUCAUAAAGAAGUUUUCAGGGGCCAAAAGAGUUGCUGAUGGGAAAGAGCAAAGGCCGAUCAUAAAAGGCGACUAUCUGAAGUUCAACGAUGGAUCCUCCAAACUGCUGUCAGGCCACAAAUUCCAGGAUAAAUAUGUUGUACUACGUGCAGAGAAGCUGCUGCUCUACAGAGAUAUCAAAGGCACUAAAGCAGAGAAAGUGAUUCAGCUCAAGUCUGUGAAAUGUUACCUGGGCCUGAAGAAAAAGCUCAAACCUCCAACUGACUGGGGCUUCACAGUCUACACUGAUAAACAACAAUGGCAUUUCUGCUGCGAGAAGAGGGAGGCGCAGGUCGGCUGGGUGACGGACAUCAUCAGGAUGAAGUACGGCUCUGACCUCUGUUCAAUGAACGUUAACUCAAAAGAAGGUGCAGAUCUCAAGUCCCCCAGAGGGGGAGCUGUGCCCGAAGGCUGGAAGAUGCCAACACACAAUCACAAUUCCGACAGACAGCUGACAGACAGGAGGAUUUCUCUUGAUGAUGGCAACCCAAGGCUCACCAAGGAUUCCACUCUCAAGAUGAACACCAUGCUCAAGGCCCCAGAAGUCCCGCACAGACGACCCUCUGUGGAUGUUUGCCUGCCUCAGCGCCUCCCUUCCCCGUCCCCAUCCAGACACUCGCAGCCCAUGGCUUUGCCCCUUCCUCCUCAGAGUGGCUUUAAAACCAUCGGCAGGAGACCUGUUCUGGGUGGGGAGGCCUUGAUUCCGCCUAAUCUGCUGAAUGAACUCAACUCGGUGCUGAGCAAGACUGGCCGCACUGCUAAGAGCAAUGACUGACAGGAAGCGGUAAGACAAACAUUACAGCUCUGAGUAGAGAAAGAAAGAUGUGGAGAUUGACAGAGAACAACCACACAAAAAAACAGAUGGAGCCAAAGUAAGUUGCUUUCAUGCGAGGAGCCUAAAGACUGUUUUUAAACUCGGAUAUAUCAAGAGAUGCCGAUGCACAAGGGGUAGAAGAUGGAAGAUGUGGAAAACAGGUGCAGGAGACACUGGAGGUCAUGCAGGCCUCAGCUGGACAUGGCACUGACCCAAGCACUACUAAAAUGUGAUUUAUAUGCUGCUCUUCUAAACCCACAGAAUUCUAUGAAAAUAUGUUUGGCUGUCAAACCUCAGACGUUUCCAGAAAUACCCCAAACUGCUUACUUCAUGCUUUUAAGUUUCCAGUUACUUUAAAAAAAGGCUGUUUUGACUACUUGUGAAAAGUGCUGUGAUUAUAUUAAUCCUUAUACAGUUAAGUUCAUCUUUAGUUAAACUUUAGUUAAAAUAAAAUUCACUAGCAGAUUUGCCCGCAUUCACUUUGUACUGUAGUUGCACUUAUUAAAUAGCAUUUUUAAUUAUUAGUGGCAGGGUCCGCCAUCUCAGCACAGAAUUAAAAUACUCAUAGUUAUGUUCAGGAAUGCAAAGAAAAUGAUGCAUGCAUAUAAAAUGCAAAAGAAAAGAGCAGGAUAGGGCCACUAACCAUUAACGAUGGCUAAUAGACCUCCGUUUUCCUUGACACGAGUGGUAGGCAAUCUCGUGUAAUUAUUUAUUUGUGCUUAUUUUUUUUAUAUAUUUUUUAUCAGUUACCCACCAUUUUUUUUCACUGUAACCAUUAACUGUAUGGCUAACUAGCAGCAUUUUUAAGCAUAUGAUUCUGUGGUGCACCACUGUAAACUGCCACCAAAUGUGAUUUUAAUGUACAGUAUAAGUAUAUUAAUAAAUAUUGCAAAAGGCUUUAACACGCCAUAGUACUGACAGUUUAAUCUUUCCUGAUAUGUAAAUUGCAUUUGUCCCACAUUUUAGUGCAAGUUGCACCUUUUUGUUUUGUUUUCUUAAAAAAAACAAAAAAGAUUUUAUGUUAAACCCAAGCCAAAUUUAGCUUAAACCCCUUCAUGUUAGUUUGUUUUUGCAUGCUCAUUGGUAAAAACACACCGCAAAAUAUAAAAUUUUGUUGCCCUGUAAGAGCGCACGCAAUAAAGUCUUUUAAAAGCUU